AUGAGAAAAGGAGAAAAGACACGGGGGUGCUUGGUGGGCACUUACGCUUCGAGGAGGGCAACAACACAAGGUUUAAGGAAGGGUUUACUCAUCGUCUUCUUCAACCUCAUUUCCACUCCUUAUCCACCCACUCACUCCACCUCACACCGGAAGCAGCAAAUAUCGAAGAAGGCAACCCUGGCUUCAUCAGCAAUCUUUUCCCCAAGCCCUAGAGCUGACCUUCAGUCUCCAUGGUCAACCAAAAAUGUCAAACCAAGAAACCCGCAAAAACCAACUGGCCAUCUUCCCACCCUUCAACUCUUCAAAAACCAAUCUCAAAAUCCAUUAAUUUAUUCAUCCUCUUUUCCACACAACCUCAAAUUACCCUCUCUAAAAGACCCAAUUUCUUCCACCCAUUCUCACCCACUGCCUGACUCCGUCGAUGAAAACUUCACCAAGAGUCUUGAAAAUCUUGCAACUCUAGAGCGAAUCACACAUGGUUUAAAUUCGGUAUCUAAUUCGGAGAUUAAGCAGAAAAGGGUUUUCAUUCAAGAACCACCUUGGAUUACUUCGCUGCUGAUGAAGAAUUUCUAUAGGAGCAGUGUCAAGAAGAGGGUUAAAGUGGAAAUUGAGAAGAGAAAUUAUUAUUUGUUGAGGAGGAGACAGAUAAAAGCAGAGACAGAGGCUUGGGAGAAGAUGACUGAAGAAUAUAGGGAGUUUCAAAGAGAAAUGUGUGAGAAGAAAUUGGCACCUAACUUGCCUUACGUCAAGUCAUUGUUUGCUGGUUGGUUUGAGCCAUUGAGUAAAGCAAUUGAGAAGGAGCAGAAGUCCCCCAACACUAAGAAGCAUCAGGAGGCAUAUGCCCCUUAUAUUGAUUCCUUGCCGGCUGAUAAAAUGGCCAUUAUUGUGAUGCAUAAGAUGAUGGGGCUAUUGAUGAUGGGUCAUGAAUAUAGAUAUGUUCGGGUGGUUCAAGCUGCUAUUCAGAUUGGAAUGGCAGUUGAAUUGGAGGUUAGAAUUCAGACUUUCUUGGAGAAAACCAAGAAUAGCUCAAAAAAGAAGGUUUUAAUUCAAGCUCAACCAGAUGUAACCAAAGAAAAUGAGAUGCUCCGGAAACGUGUUAAAACUUUGAUCAAGAGGAAAAGAAUAAUGGAGGUCCAAAAGAUUUUGAGAAACGAAGAAUACCAACCUUGGGGCAGAGAUAAGCAAGCCAAGCUGGGAUGCCGUCUUAUUGAGUUAUUAACAGAAAUAGCUUAUGUUCAAUCUCCAGCUAGUCAGUCAGCUGACACUCCACCUGAUAUCCGACCAGCAUUUCGACAUAUCUUCAAGAUUGUAGCAAUGGAAUCAGGUCAUGUCAGAAAGUGCGGAGUUAUUGAAUGCGAUAAAAUGAUCCUCACUGGACUUGAAAGAACUGCUCGACACAUGAUAAUCCCUUACGUACCUAUGUUGGUGCCUCCAAGAAAGUGGAAAGGGUAUGACUGUGGGGGGCACUUCUUUUUACCUUCAUAUCUCAUGCGUACUCAUGGAUCAAGGCAGCAACAAGAUGCUGUUAAGAAUGCUCCAACUACGCAAAUGCAGAAAAUCUACGAGGCAUUGGAUACACUUGGAAACACCAAAUGGAGAGUGAAUAAAAGACUACUUCAUGUAGUUGAGAGCAUCUGGGCUGCAGGUGGCGAUAUCGCUGGUCUUGUUAAUCGUGAAGAUGUUUCCAUUCCUGAUUUGAAUUCCGAGGACUCAAGUGAAAUAAGAGAAUGGAGAUGGAGUGUGCGAAAAGCAAAGAAAAUGAACCAAGAACUACAUUCUCAACGAUGUGACAUAGAACUAAAGCUUUCGGUAGCACGGAGGAUGAAAGACGAGGAAGGAUUCUACUAUCCUCACAACCUUGACUUCCGUGGCCGUGCUUAUCCUAUGCACCCUCAUUUAAAUCAUCUGAGUUCUGAUCUAUGUAGAGGAAUUCUUGAGUUUGCUGAAGGGAGGCCAUUAGGGAAGUCCGGGUUACGAUGGUUGAGAAUACAUUUGGCAAAUCUUUACGGUGCUGGAGUUGAGAAACUAUCAUACGAUGGUCGACUAGAAUUUGUGGAAAGUCAUCUUAAUGAUAUCAUAGACUCGGCAGAUAAUCCUCUUGGUGGAAAUCGAUGGUGGCUAACAGCUGAGGACCCUUUUCAGUGUUUAGCAGCUUGUAUCAAUUUGUCAGAAACCCUUAAAAGCUCGUCACCUUGUACUGUCAUUUCACAUCUGCCAGUUCAUCAGGAUGGUUCAUGCAAUGGCCUGCAGCACUAUGCUGCAUUGGGAAGAGACACUUUAGAAGCUGCUGCAGUGAACUUGGUUGCUGGAGAGAAACCGUCUGAUGUUUACUCGGAGAUUGCGGCAAGGGUUCAUGACAUCAUGCAAAGGGACAGUGAAAAGGAUUCAACAAGUUACCCUAACGCUUUGCUAGCCAAAAUCCUAAUAGGCCAGGUGAAUCGAAAGCUAGUGAAACAAACCGUAAUGACUUCAGUUUACGGCGUUACAUUCAUUGGGGCACGAGAACAAAUCAAAAGAAGAUUACUGGAGAAGGGUCAUAUUACUGAUGAUCAACUGCUGUUUAGUGCAUCUUGUUAUGCUGCUAGAGUCACAUUGGAAGCCCUCGGGGAGAUAUUUGAAGCUGCACGUGGUACCAUGUGUUGGCUUGGUGAUUGUGCAAAGGUGAUUGCUUCAGAAAAUCAGCCUGUGCGGUGGACAACCCCUCUAGGCCUUCCGGUCGUGCAACCCUAUUUCAAAACCAAACGUCAUAUCAUAAAAACGUCUCUUCAGGUCUUGGCCUUGCAACGGGAGGGUAGCACGGUCGAGGUUAAAAAGCAGAGGACGGCAUUUCCUCCAAACUUUGUGCACUCACUUGAUGGUACACACAUGAUGAUGACCGCCAUUGCUUGCAGGGAUGCUGGAUUGCGUUUUGCAGGGGUUCAUGAUUCCUUCUGGACACAUGCAUGUGAUAUCGACAAAAUGAACCAAAUACUGCGAGAAAAAUUUGUAGAGCUCUAUAGCAUCCCGAUCCUUGAAAAACUGCUUGAAAGCUUUCAAACAACGUAUCCAGGGCUCGAGUUCCCUCCCCUACCAAAGAGAGGCGACUUUGACCUGAACGAAGUUCUGAAAUCGCCUUACUUUUUCAACUAAACGCUCAGAGUCUAUGCCGUUUUUUUACAAGGCAGCCAGCCCAGAAGCAUCAAAAUGUGGACCAGCAGUUAUUAUGUCUAAAGAAUCUGAGAUCCUAAGAUGGUCAAAGAUAUUGAUACGCGGGAUACAAGGUACAGAAUGUGAGGAUUUUUGGUAGCAGCAGUGUGUUUAAAGGGAGCAGGCUUGGAAUUUAUAGCGAAAAACAUGUACAUUUUUUUUUGGCAAAAGUGGAGGGGAGUUCUUGUGGUAUAGUUGAUCAUAACUGAAGUCGGGUGCAGUCAACGGUUGAAAUGGCGAUAUCAUGAGAUUCAAGUAGGUUCGCCGAAGACAUUCGUGGCGGUUGAGCCUAGUGCACCGGUGGGUUCGUUAGGUUUGUUUUUACGUAAAUGUAGUAUUAAUAAUGUAUAAUAUUUGGAGGAAAUUAAAUGGAUUCAAUCAAAUUUUUUUUUUACUGUAUAUGCUAGUG
This is a messenger RNA of Cynara cardunculus var. scolymus (artichoke), 3595 nucleotides long. RefSeq names its product DNA-directed RNA polymerase 3, chloroplastic. NCBI's taxonomy places the organism in Eukaryota, Viridiplantae, Streptophyta, Magnoliopsida, Asterales, Asteraceae. Gene Ontology annotation, molecular function: DNA binding; DNA-directed RNA polymerase activity. The coding region runs from base 1 to 3129 and encodes 1042 amino acids. The transcript is spliced from 20 exons. The record is from RefSeq and is a predicted model, not a curated record. Gene Ontology annotation, biological process: mitochondrial transcription. Gene Ontology annotation, cellular component: mitochondrial DNA-directed RNA polymerase complex.